AUGAGCGACUCAAGAAAAUCAGUGAUCUGGCCUGUUUCUCAGCCCUUACCAGAGGUGAAGCAACUUAUAUACCGCUUCUUCGCUUUGGUGGACACGAAUUCGCAAGAGGUAGGGCCAGUCUUAGCCGAUGAGAUCUUUACCCAGGAUGGUGUGUUAAUAACGGCAAAUGCCAUAUUCCAAGGGGCCGCUAGUAAGACCCCUCCUCCUGGUCUUUCCCUCAAAUUCUCAAUGUUGUUCACUGAACUCGCGUUCAGAGAUAUCGCAAUCCAGAGAGGGUGCCUGGACGACGGUGAAAGCUCGACAGCAUACAAUCUUGAAAGUCUAUGUGAGCGACGCACAUGGCACGGAUAUCUUUUUAGUUGGUAA
This is a messenger RNA of Aspergillus caelatus, 366 nucleotides long. RefSeq lists its product as uncharacterized. The transcript has a single exon. The record is from RefSeq and is a predicted model, not a curated record. The coding region runs from base 1 to 366 and encodes 121 amino acids. NCBI's taxonomy places the organism in Eukaryota, Fungi, Ascomycota, Eurotiomycetes, Eurotiales, Aspergillaceae.